CACAGCAGCAAUGGCAGACAUAUAUCAACUCUCCGUGGAGCGUCCUCACAUCACCCUGUCCCCAGGCAACGAGAUCGCGGGGUUUGACUGCCUCCAGACGCCGAUCACGACGUUCACGGAGCUCCUAAAUGCAGCGCAAUCCGUCGAGAUCGACACCUCUGCCAAGAAGGGGGAUACAAACCCGAACCCAGACUAUCCAAUGAUCCAGCGCCGUCUUCGGAACCGCGUGUCUUGCCGCAAGACGCGACUUAAGCGCAAGCUUCAGCAACACGAGCUGGAAGUUUUAGCUCGUGAGCGUCAAGAGCGCCAUCAGUAUCUCACGCAGCUCGCACACAAGCUCGGCGUUAUUGACGACCAAGACGGCGAGCACAGCGACCGUAAAGUUGAACUCUUUCGUGAGCUCGCAGCGAGAAGCCUGCACUACGCACUGGUCGAUCACGAGUAUUCCGGGUGGGUCGAUGCUGGCAGCGACCAAUACGACGUCCUUGCCACUACGGACGCCACACAAGACAGCGAAGAAGCUGUCGAUCCACCGACGAGGCGAUACAAGCGACUCCGCCGUUCUCAUGAUAAGGAUGUCUCGACUUCACUUUCGAGUGAUCUAUCAGCUCCUCAAGCCUCGCUCUUUGAGCAAUGGCGAUUGGUUAUCGACGGCCUACAGAACGUCGACCUGAGGCUGUAUCGAAUGGAUGAGCAUGAUCUCGGAGCUGGUGUCUACGAACGACUCUGCUACUGGAAGUUCGUUGGUGUGAGCUCCGCGAAGGUGCAACAUGAAGGUGAGAUCGCUGCUGUUGCAGUCACCGGAGUCACCCGCCUGAGGUUCCAUCAACGACAUGUACUGGAGAUCAACAUCAACUCGAUCAGACGUGAACACAAUGUCCCCUUCGACUUUGGUACGAGCCUCAGCAACAACGACACCACCAACUAGGUCCAGUUCAUCCCACUGUGACCACGAAGUUUGUACCAAGUUCAUAUCUUAUCGUGACGCUCGAAACAUUAAACCACGCCGAACAGUAAAGCAGCGCGUUCUUCACAUUCUCGUU
This is a messenger RNA of Phytophthora nicotianae INRA-310, 1043 nucleotides long. RefSeq lists its product as hypothetical. Gene Ontology annotation, biological process: regulation of DNA-templated transcription. Gene Ontology annotation, molecular function: DNA-binding transcription factor activity. The transcript has a single exon. NCBI's taxonomy places the organism in Eukaryota, Oomycota, Peronosporomycetes, Peronosporales, Peronosporaceae. The record is from RefSeq and is a predicted model, not a curated record. The coding region runs from base 11 to 928 and encodes 305 amino acids.